GUGAUGCCGUCUAGUAUCGCCACGUGCCGUUUUCCAUGCCGCGGCGCGGCGAUCGCGCGAGCUGCCACGUAAUGUUGUGCGUGCCGUUCCGCCGUUCGCGAAUAGCUGCUAUAAUACGGUCUUGGGGAGCUGCGUGGAGAUAAGCGGCAACGAGGGCAAUGUGCAAGUCUGCAUCUAUCCGUACCUAAUUUCAAACGAAUUGCGUGAUCGCUGAGGUAAGCGUGACAGACUCAAAGAAACGAAAUGUCACAAUCAAGCGGCUAUCAGUAUGCACUGUACGAAGAGCCAAAUAAUUCCCUGAAGAAUGAGUCGCCGCUCUUACUGAAUGGUCCGGGUACCAUGCUUCAGCAGAACGGCAUGCAAUCUCCACAGUUCAAUCUAACUGGCACGCCGUCGUCACAGUCGUCACGCGACCCAUCCAGGGAGACAUCCAGGGAUCCAUCGCCAACGCAAUAUCUUCACAAUCAGUACCGGCCUCAAUUGCCCCGACCGCCGAUGCCGCCGAUGCCGCCGAUAAACCGACCGCAAAGCCCUACUCCGUUGCCUCCACCACCCAGAACAUCGCAACCAUACAGUCCCGUAAAUCCUUAUGGUGUCCAUCAUAACCAAUAUGCUGCUAAUACUCAAGCGAAUGUCGCCGUCAGCGCGUCCUCAGCUACCUUCGUUUCUCAGCCUAGCCAAGAGAUUCAACACAGGCCCAUAAUUCCCACAAAUCCGCCUCCGCCAGUCGCCAAAAAUUUGUCGCCAGAAUCCGCACCGUCCGCGGACACCGUCAAGACGGAACCUCCCAAAGCGAGCCAAAGUUAUCAAUGGACAACUAAUCCCCCGGCUGUCAGCGUUCCGCAGAGCACCGUUGGGAUAUCCAGUAGCAUAGAUAAGACUAGUCAAGUCUAUAUGGAUCAAACCGCGGGUAGUCAGACAUCGUACGCCAGAGUGAGCCAGAGUAAAGCCUUGGUGAACGAUCAAGGUCAGUCAGCCCCUCCAAUCACGUCCAACGUUAGUCUACCUCCUUCGAAUGUUGCUCAACAUUUGAAUCAGAACAGUCACGCGCAGCAAGAUCCAAUGGCUUCCGUGCAGUCCUCGAGACUCCGGAACUACCAAGCACAAUCGACCGUCGGUCCGACGGAGAGCCUAAGUAGCUCGCAAUUGAAGUACGCAAGUCAGCAGAACGUGUUCGGUACGACGUCGUCGUCGACGCCGCCAAGUUCCAGCACGCAAAACUUGUUCUCUGGCUCUGGACAGCUGGGUCAGAAUGUGGCUCCGCGCAGUCCUCAGGAUUAUUGUCCUCAGCCUUUGAGGCCUCAGCACAAUCUACUUACCGGUUAUAUGGAUCCUACGGGACUAGGAAAUAUCCCUCAAGGCCAGAGCACGCAUCAAAACGUAUCUGGCCAGAGAAGAUAUCCACAACAACAGGACACUGCCAAUACUGCGAUGCUACCUCCGAGGAACGCUGCGCCACCCCUGGGACCUAAUCAGUUGCAUGGUGCGAGACCACCGCUAUCAUCGGGAAUGCCGCCAUCAGGAAUAUCACCGUCAGGAGUGCCGCCAUUGGGAGCACCGCUAUCGGGAAUGCCGCUAUCAGGAAUAUCACCGUCAGGAGUGCCACCAUUGGGAGCACCGCCAUCGGGAGCACCGCCAUCGGGAUUACCACCAUCAGGAAUUCCAACAUCGGGGAUGCCACCUCAUCCGGGACAUCAAAUGUACGGCACUCGUUCGCAAUAUCCCGGUCCGAUGACGAACGUGCCGUUAGAUUCGUCAAGUAGAAGGUAUCCAAAUACGUAUCCCGAUCAAUUAAAUCAAUUAAAUAAUCAAAUGGGCGGUCUCAACGUCACGCAAGGCGGUUUCAACAAAUUAUGGGGUUCAGAAACAAUAGAUCUCUUACAGUGCAGAAAUGUAUUGCCGCCUGAGAAAAUCGAGCCACCAAAGAUCAGAUUACAUCAGGAAUUUUUAGAUGGCGUAAAUUGCAGUCCCGAUAUAUUUAGGUGUACACUGACAAAAGUGCCGGAAUCAAAUUCACUCUUACAAAAAUCAAGAUUGCCGUUUGGUGUACUAAUACAUCCCUUUAAGGAUCUAAAUCAUUUGGCAGUGAUUCAGUGCAACACAAUUGUACGUUGUCGAGCUUGUAGAACGUACAUAAACCCAUUUGUGUAUUUCGUUGAUACGAGAAGAUGGAAGUGCAAUCUGUGUUUUAGGCUGAACGAACUACCUGAGGAAUUUCAUUUUGAUCCUGUGACGAAAUCGUACGGCGAUCCAGGACGACGGCCAGAGGUCAGAACGAGCACGAUAGAGUUUAUUGCACCAAGCGAGUACAUGGUCCGUCCGCCUCAGCCCGCAGUCUAUCUCUUCGUGAUGGACGUUUCUCGUCUCGCGGUGGAGAGUGGCUAUCUGCAGAUCGUCUGUAACACCAUCACCGAAGAGCUGUCGCAUCUCCCCGGCGACGGUCGCACCCAAGUCGGCUUCCUCGCCGUCGAUUCCGCCCUACACUUCUUCAGCAUGCCUGACAACGUCUCGCGACCGCACGAGAUGGUCAUGCUCGACAUCGACGACGUGUUCCUGCCGUGCCCGGAAAAUCUAAUCGUGAAUCUGAAGGAACGUGAAGAUCUCAUUCGUGAUCUUCUCGCCCAAUUGCCCGUCAAAUUCUGCGGUACUCACGAUACCAACAGCGCCCUCGGCGCCGGUCUCCAAGCUGCCUUUAAACUACUCUUUGCCACUGGAGGACGCGUCACCGUUUUCCAGACGUGCCUACCAAACGUUGGCCCGGGUGCUCUGCAACCGAGAGAGGACCCUAACAGCAGAGCAAACAAAGAUGUGCCGCAUCUCAAUCCCGCGACGGACUUUUACAAAAGAUUCGCUCUGGACUGCAGCGGACAGCAGAUAGCAGUUGAUUUGUUCCUAUUGAACAGUCAGUACAGCGAUUUGGCUACUUUGUCGUGUAUGUCCAAGUUCACUGGUGGUUGUAUUUACCAUUUGCCACUGUUUCGCGCAACGAAGCUGGAGAAUGCCGAGAUGUUGGAACGAUCGCUACGUCGUUACUUGACCAGGAAAAUCGGUUUUGAGGCAGUAAUGAGGUUGCGCUGCACUCGCGGUCUAAGCAUCCACGCGUUUCACGGCAGUUUCUUUGUACGAUCGACCGAUCUCCUUUGCUUACCGAACAUCAAUCCAGAUGCCGGCUUUGGCAUGCAAAUUUCCAUCGAGGAGAAUCUCUCCGAGGUGCAAAAUGUGUGCUUCCAAGCAUCUCUACUUUAUACCUCGAGCAAAGGUGAACGAAGGAUCAGAGUACAUACCCUGUGCUUGCCAGUUGUGGCAAACCUAUCAGACGUUCUGCACUCUGCGGACCAGCAAUGCAUAGUCGGCCUAUUAUCAAAAAUGGCUGUCGACCGAUCGCUUCAGUCAUCUUUAUCGGACGCUAGGGACGCAUUAAUAAACGUUGCCAUUGACGUGUUGACCACGUACAAAUUGGGGCAAUCUUCCAACGCCGGAGGAGGACUCGUCGCUCCGGGAAAUUUGAAAUUGUUGCCAUUAUACAUUAUUGCGUUAUUGAAGAGUAUGGCAUUCAGAUCCGGCACAAGCACGCGCUUGGACGACCGCGUGUUCGCAAUGUUCCACCUGAAGGCGUUACCCCUCGCGCAGUUGAUGCAGCUGAUUUACCCCGACUUGUAUCCAGUACACGCGCUCGACGACCGCCAAGCAAAAGACAUCGAUGGCAAGGUCUGUCCGCAGCCGCCACGGUUACAUUUGUCCGCGGAGAAACUCGACAGCCGAGGCGCCUUUCUCAUGGACGCUGGCGACAAAAUCCUCAUUUACAUUGGCAAGAACAUCAGCCCGAUUUUCUGCACCAACGUACUCGGGGUCGCCGCGUUCUCAUCUAUUCCGGAAGAAAUGUACGAAUUGCCAGAGUUGGACACGGUGGAGAGCGAACGGUUACGAAACUUCGUGUUCAGUUUACAAGAGGAGAAACCGUACGAAGUACCUGUGCAAGUUAUCAGGGAUGACAGUCACUUUAGGGGAUUAUUCGUCGAGCGAUUAAUAGAGGACAGAUUCGAGUCCGCUCUCAGUUAUUACGAAUUCUUGCAACACCUCAAGACACAGGUGAAGGUGUGACAGAUUUAAGAAAUUCCUGCACGAGACCAACUCCUGCGGGAAGUGUUAACUAUCCAUGAAUCAUGGGAUCAUCAUCACGAGGCGACUAGAGGGGGAAAAAAAAGGAAUUGUGACACGCAUCAAGAUUCAUUGGUUGUGGGUUAUUCAAGAUACACUGGGACACAUCGUGUGAACUCAAGAACCACUUAUGCCAUAUGCAGCAGUGAUAGCCUUAUUGAAAGACACUGACGCAUUUAAACAUGAUAGACAGUAAUUAUUGUUACUAUCUCUAUGAUUAUUAAGACUAUUAUAAUUCUUUAUCCUGAGAGAGACAGCUCCAAUACAUGGACUUGCGUUCCCGUUACGCAUAUCCGCCUUCUCAGUUAAACGAUGGUUUAACUGUUGUGCUUUAGCUCGUAAACGGUAUCCGACUUUUUCUUUCUUUUUUACAAUUUUCUGUUGAAUCCACGACGAUUUUACCAUACUUGAAAUGAUUCUUCUCUGUUCGCGAUAAGGUCUUUCGCGGUAACGGUAAUUUGUUGAGCAAUCUCACGUAUGACGAAUGCAAAUCUUUUUGAUGAUAUACAUAUAUAUGUACAUACAUAUACAUAUACAUGGGAUAUUUUUAAGUUACGUUUCCCCGUUUCCGCAUUCACAUUCUCCGUGUCAUCGUUAUUGUCGCGAGUUAACGCAAAAGUGUUCUUACCUUAACCACCAUGGAAAAAUCAUUAAAUAUUAAUAUACUAGUGAAUUACUAGUGAAUAAUAUUCUAGAUGCGAAAUGGGAAGGAUGCAAUCUUGCGAUUUCAGCAUGAGUAACAAUAAAUUGAGAUUGUUUGCAGGGCCAGUGUUGCGAAAGAAAAAAAAGAAAACGAAUAUAUCUCACGGUGGGUGAUGAGCAAUGCAACGCGCUUUUGCAAAUCGAUCAUCCACAGGCAAUAAAACGAACACAUAACGAAGGGACAUAAGAAAAAUUCGUGGAAAUUGAUAUUAAUCAAUUAUGUGUGCACGCGGUGACACGCAUGUUGUUAAUGUAAAAUUAAAUUUUACAACGGGUAGAGUCGAGAUGACGAUAUCGAACAGUCGAUGAACGUUCGCAAUUGAAUGUACGUCGCAAUCGAGUCAAUCGAGUAGCUAAUUAACUGUAAAGAAUAGGAGAAUGCGGGGGAUGGGACUUGGGACGAUCACGGGCAAAUGUAAAAUACCAAUCGAUCGCGCCGAGGCGGACAAACCACUCCGACACGAAGGACCUUCCAACAAUUACGAUAGACAAUGGCGUACGCGAUAAGCCACCGGCGACUCUCGGUAAAACAAUAAGCGGACAAAUGGAUAUUGUAAGAUACUCGUGCUGCUCGCUCACUUUUGUCGACGCUGCCAAACGAGGUUCUUCGGUGUUGUUCUCCUCUCUCCGUUUUAACGAUCCGCCACCGUGGAUGAGACAAGAAACAGAGAAACAGCGCGCGACAGGUUGGUCUAUUAUUUAAUUAUUUAUCGCGACUGUCAUUGAAUAUAUUGGUUACUACUUAUUGAUUGCUACUUAUGUAUAUAUAUACAUAUACAGAUGCAUUAUACACGUAUAUUGUA
Messenger RNA from Ooceraea biroi (clonal raider ant), 5663 nucleotides. RefSeq names its product Protein transport protein Sec24AB (gene Sec24AB). The record is from RefSeq and is a predicted model, not a curated record. Gene Ontology annotation, cellular component: COPII vesicle coat; endoplasmic reticulum exit site. Gene Ontology annotation, biological process: endoplasmic reticulum to Golgi vesicle-mediated transport; COPII-coated vesicle cargo loading; intracellular protein transport. Gene Ontology annotation, molecular function: zinc ion binding; SNARE binding. Lineage: Eukaryota; Metazoa; Arthropoda; Insecta; Hymenoptera; Formicidae.